AUGGCAGUAAGGUCCAGAAGACCGUGGAUGAGCGUAAUUGUCGGAGUCGUUCUGGGAUUUACAGCGGCGUCUUGGCUUGUUGUGCCAAGGGUAGUGGACAUCAAUGGCAAAAGGAGAAAGUCUUCAAUGUGUUCGUACUACAGCAAUCCCGCCAGUAAAGUUUCCGAAGCUGUCGGCAACAGCGCAACUAGUAAUGCGUGGCACAAGGAACAGCAGACUCCCUUGUCCAGUCAGGAAGGCAACGAGGAGGAGGAGAGCUUGUCCAGGACUGGUAAUGGCAGUGGAGACGGGGGAGGACCUAUCCCCAGAUCCAAGUUUUUCCUUUACGUGGGUGUCAUGACAGCCAAAAAGUACCUGGACUCAAGGGCCGUCGCAGCACACAGGACAUGGACUCGCUCGAUACCGGGGAAGGUGGAGUUUUUUUCCAGUGAAGGUUCCGAAACGGUGCCUCUACCCUGUCCUUUGCCCGUGGUCUCGUUGGCUGGAGUGGACGACUCAUACCCGCCACAAAAGAAGUCUUUCAUGAUGCUAAAGUACAUGCACGACCAUUACUUGGAUAAAUACGAAUGGUUUAUGAGGGCAGACGACGAUGUCUACAUUCGAGGAGAGAAGCUGGAGCUGUUUCUUCGGUCUCUGAACAGCAGUAAGCCACUGUACCUGGGGCAGACUGGACAGGGCACCACACAGGAGCAGGGCAAGCUGGCGCUGGAGCCAGGGGAGAAUUUCUGCAUGGGUGGCCCUGGUAUGAUCUUCAGCCGAGAGGUUCUGCGCAGGAUGGUUCCCCACAUUGGAGCCUGUCUGAGGGAGAUGUACACCACCCAUGAGGAUGUGGAGGUGGGCCGCUGUGUCCAGCGCUUCGGAGGCACACAGUGUGUCUGGUCCUAUGAGAUGCAGCAGCUGUUCUAUGAGAACUAUGAACACCACAAGAAAGGCUUCUUUCAGGAACUGCACAACAGCAAGAUCUACAAUGCCAUUACGCUGCACCCCAACAAACGACCUGAGUACCAGUACCGUCUGCAUAGCCACAUGCUGAGUCGCCAGAUUUCCCAACUACGCUACCGCACCAUUCAGUUGCACCGUGAGGCUGUCACCAUGAGCUACCUGGGCAACACUGAGGUGCACUGGGAGGACCAGCAGCUUGGGUUACCACCUUCCUAUACACGCUACCAACCCGCUGAGCGUGGCGAUGUCAUCGAAUGGGAGUUCUUGACAGGGAAGCACCUGUACUCCACCAAUGAGAGGCUGAUGCCCCGGCAGGCCCUUGGCCGUGGACUUCGGACAGCUCUGGAGGACACAGUGCUCCAGGUGAUGGAGAUGAUCAAUGAGAACUCCAAGGCACGUAGCCGCGUCAUCGACUUCAAGGAGAUUCAGUACGGCUACCGGCGGGUAAAUCCGCUGCAUGGUGCAGAGUACAUUCUGGACCUCUUGCUGCUUUACAAGAAGCACAAAGGACGCAAGGUGACAGUGCCUGUGCGAAGGCAUGCCUACCUGCAGCAAUCCUUCAGCCGGCCCUUCUUCAGUGAGGCAGAGGAGCUAGAUGUGGCUGAAUUGGUAGAGGCUAUCAACACUGAUUUGCAGUCCUUCUCCUUCCUCUCCAACUCGCUGAAGAUGCUCUCGCCCUUCCAGUCCACACGGGAAAUGGGUGAACAGAGUCAGAAAAAAGUCCACCUCCUUGUGCCACUCACAGGCCGUUACGACAUUUUUGAGCGUUUCAUGGAGAACUUUGAGAAGACCUGUCUCAUACCCAACCACAACGUAAAGCUGAUCAUCAUCAUGGUAGACGAUGAUAGCAACCAAGAUAGGGAGAAACAGCUAGAGCUGAUUAAGGAGUACCACAAUAAAUACCCGAAAGCAGACCUGUCAGUCACCCCUAUGACAGGAGCCUUCUCCAGGGGCCUGGCCCUGCAGCUUGGAGCCACCCAGCUUGGUAACAAUUCUCUGCUGUUCUUCUGUGAUGUGGACCUGAUCUUUAAUGUUGAUGCUCUCCAGAGAUGCAGAGACAAUACCAUACAAGGCCAACAGGCCUAUUUUCCAGUUGUCUACAGCCAGUAUAAUCCUAAAAUUGUGUAUGGUGGGAACCCGCCUGUGGAUACCACCUUUGUAUUCACCAAGAAAAGUGGUUUCUGGCGAGAUUAUGGCUUUGGUAUUACAUGCAUCUUCAAAAGUGACUUGCUGAAGGUUGGUGGUUUCGACACCACAAUCCAAGGCUGGGGCUGGGAAGAUGUGGACCUUUUUACAAAAAUCAUCAACUCUGGUUUGAAAGUGUUUCGUAGUCAGGACACAGGUAUUGUCCAUAUUUAUCAUCCUGUUAACUGCAAUACUAAACUUGAGAGAAAGCAAUACAAAAUGUGCCUCGGGUCAAAAGCAAGUACUUACGCAUCCACAAUGCAAUUAGCAGAACUGUGGCUUGAAAAGCACUUGGGCAUAGGGUACAACAGAACUUCCUCCUGA
Molecule: messenger RNA, 2451 nt
Organism: Chanos chanos (milkfish)
Lineage: Eukaryota; Metazoa; Chordata; Actinopteri; Gonorynchiformes; Chanidae
Gene: chsy3
Product: chondroitin sulfate synthase 3
Exons: 3
Coding region: 1-2451 (816 amino acids)
Cellular component (GO): Golgi cisterna membrane
Molecular function (GO): glucuronosyl-N-acetylgalactosaminyl-proteoglycan 4-beta-N-acetylgalactosaminyltransferase activity
Source: RefSeq, a predicted model, not a curated record